Molecule: messenger RNA, 618 nt
Organism: Ilex paraguariensis (yerba mate)
Lineage: Eukaryota; Viridiplantae; Streptophyta; Magnoliopsida; Aquifoliales; Aquifoliaceae
Source: the annotation of a GenBank genome assembly
AUGAAAGCUAACUCCCCUACAUUUGUUUUGGUGCCAGAAUUUGCAGGAGAGUUAUGUCAAGGAGACACGGAGCAGUGGUUUUUUUUCGUUCCUCCGCAAGAGAGAGAAGCCCAUGGAGGAAAACCUAAUCGGCUCACGACUACCGGAUAUUGGAAAGUUGCUGGAUCUCCGGGUUAUGUUUACUCCUAUAACCGAAUAAUUGGAGUGAAGAGAAUCAUGGUUUUCUACACAGGAAGAGCUCCCGGAGGAAGAAAGACUGAGUGGAAGAUGAAUGAGUACAAAGCCAUUGCAGGAGAAGCUUCUUCGUCAGCAAGUGCAACUCCAAUGUUAAGACAAGAGUUCAGUUUGUGUCGAGUCUACUUAAAAUCGAUAAUCUUACGAAUAUUUGACAAACGACGCUCAAAAGUUACGGCAGACAAAGCAAUAGUUCACCAAUCUCAUCAACUUAACAAGGCAAGUACAUCUCACCAAAACCCUCUAAUGAUGGUGAUCAGAACGAGUUCUCCAGAAAAUAAAUCCACAGGAGAUGAUGUCAAUCCUUCUCAAGUUGUGGAAAAUGAUAUAAUGAACUUGGAUGUGCCUCUUGAUAAUGAUUUUUUGUGGGAUUGGGAGUUUUGA